Paramecium sonneborni is the source of this 770-nucleotide messenger RNA. Lineage: Eukaryota; Ciliophora; Oligohymenophorea; Peniculida; Parameciidae. The record is from the annotation of a GenBank genome assembly.
UAAUGAAUUUUGUGAUGACUUAAACAAUAUAUAAUUUGAUGGUUGUUAUAAAUGCUAAUAAAGUUGCUAAUUAGAAUGUAAAUACUGUAUAGAUCAAAAAUGCUCUAUUUGUAUUGAUGGUUGGAACAUUAUAGACAAUAGAUGCUAUCAAGUAUGUGGAGAUGGUUAAUUGGCUAUUGCUUCUUAAGAAUAAUGCGAUGAUGGCAAUUAUAAUCCUUAUGAUGGGUGUUAUGAUUGCAAAUUUGAAUGUGAUCAAAAUUGUUUCUCAUGUCCUUUAUCUGGAGUUUGUUUAUUUUGUAAAGACAAUUUCGAAAUGGAUGAAAAUAAGAAAUGCAAGCCUAUAUGUUGAGACGGAAUAAUUGAGUAAGGAUUAGAAGAAUGUGAAGAUUUCAAUGAUAUUAAAUAUGAUGGUUGUUAUUAAUGUAUGUUCUAAUGUGAAAUUAAUUGUUCCAAAUGCAUUUAAGGUAUCUGUUAAGAAUGUUAAGAAGGAUAUGAUUUAAUGGUUGAGGGAUGCUUUAAAAUAAUUAUUGCAAAUGAAAUUGAUGUUUUAGAAUGUGAAGAAAAAAAAUAAACCAUCUCCGCAAUAAUGAUUAGUAGGAGUAGCUAAGUUUUAAUCAUCCUCUUAGUUUUAUUGUAAGCAAGCUCCUUAAAAACAAUUAGAACAUAGAAUUUGGCAAGAAUAUUUACAUUGAUAGCAACCAUCAAAUUAUAUUUAAUUACCAUCAUCACAUUAUUCAUAUUCUGAAAUAAUUAUUCCAUCCCACAUUUUG